UGCGAGGGUGGCGACGGGGGCGGAGAGAUCGCCCAUCCGUCCGAGUGCAGCGCGCUGUCCUACGUUCUCGCGCGACAGAUUGACGACAAGAUCGACUACUGCCGGAGUUUGACCAACGCCAGAUUUGCAAACGCCGAGAAUCUCUACAGAAAGGACCUGCUGUCCCACUACGGAUGCGUCAACGCGAUCGAGUUCUCCAACCAGGGCGACCUGCUGGUGUCCGGGGGCGACGACAGAAGAGUUCUAUUAUGGAGAGUGGAGCAAGCGAUAAAUAAUUUCGGCAGGCCCACAGUGAUGAAAUCACAACAUGUUAGCAAUAUAUUUUGUCUUGGUUACGACAGCAGCAAGACUAAGAUAUUCUCCGCCGGGAAUGACGAUCAAGUUAUAGUCCACGAUUUGCGCACGGGCGAAUCCCUCAACAUCUUCCUGCACGAAAAGCCUGUCUACGGGCUGUCCAUUCAUCCGCACAAUGACGAAGUCUUCGCCAGCGCAUGCGACGACGGGAGAGUUCUCAUUUAUGAUAUACGUACCAACAAUGCUAUGGAAACUUUGGCACAAUAUAAAAGCGCCUUCCACUCUGUCAUGUUCAAUCCCGUGGAUCCGAGACUGCUUGCUACUGCCAACGCUAAAGAAGGUGUCAGUAUGUGGGAUAUACGAAAACCUUUGGAGCCUGUACUGUGUUAUGGAAGCCCGCAACAGAGUUGUAUGAAUGUCAGAUUUAAUUCGAUGGGUGACCGAUUGCUGGCCUUACGAAGAAGACUACCACCGGUUCUUUAUGCUGUCGAUUCUCCCACGCACUUAUGCGAAUUUGAUCAUACGGGGUAUUAUAACAGUUGUACCAUGAAAUCUUGCUGUUUCGCCGGCGAGAAUGACGAAUAUGUUCUUUCUGGUUCGGAUGAUUUCAACCUGUAUAUGUGGAAAAUUCCUCCCCCUGAUGGCAAGUCAUGGGUGGAAUCCGCCCACAUGGUGUUGCGUGGUCACAGAUCGAUCGUUAAUCAAGUUCGAUACAAUCAAACAAGCUGUAUCCUUGCAUCAUCCGGCGUCGAGAAGAUUAUUAAGAUUUGGAGUCCAUUUUCAUUUGGAAGCGGAUGUUUAGGAGGAUUGAAGAGAGACGCUGGCAAGCGCGAGAAACAACGCCGAGUAUUCACACACGAUGAAUAUAUAGGGCUGGUUUUACGUAGUGGACAGUUUAUGACGCACGAUUACAGUCAUCAAUCGACUAAGGAAGACCCACGAAUGAUGGCCUUUUUCGAUUCCCUCGUUCAGCGCGAAAUUGAAGGCUGGAGCUCCGAGGAUGUGCCAACACCUCAUACUCCCAGCGAUUCUGAAAUAAAUCCAGCAACGGGCGAACCGUAUAGCGCGACAGAAGGCGAUGAUACUACGGCAUCGGAAGGCGGUGUAGCUCCCGAAAGGCCGUUAGAGUCGCCAAAUCGCAUAACUCGGCUUAUCGCAAAUCGCAGAAAGAAGCUCAUGCGAAUGGCCGCGAUGGAACGAUCCCCCUCGGAUUCCGCUAGUGAGGGAGACAACGCUCAUCUGAAACGCAGAUCCAAAUCGAAAUCCAAAUCGAAGAGCGUUAAGAGGAAACAUACCAGACUAUCUAGCAGAAGAAGAUUAUCUACCAGACGAAAGUGUACUGUGUUAAAAGUCAAUAGUGAUUCGGACAGUGACGACGAACGACCGGUUGAUGCGGCUCAACCCAGUACUAGUUCCGGGGUGAUUUUCCGGAGAUCGCGAUACGUCGCUAGCGCGAUCGAGAAAGAUGACAAGAGCUCGAGCUACAGCAGCAGCAGUAGCUGCGUUUACGAGGACAUUGUCGCCAGUAUCAGUAAACGAAAACAUUCUAAAACUGAUUCGGAUACCUCCGCGAAGGCGCACAAACGGAAGCAUCGAAAGUGCAAAAAUAAUUCUCGACACUCGAACGACGGCUCUGGUAAGAGCCAAAGUAAACGACAGAAACUCGAUGACGAUUCGGAAGAGGAAGAGAAAACUCCUGGCCCAAGAAAUUGUGUUAAUGGUAAUUCUAGUAAAGACCGUCGUGAGGACGGACCGUCAACGCCGAGCAACAAAUCACUUCAAGUUCCUUGUACUCCUGACAGCGGUAUUAAAUCGGGACUUUCAUCUACGGGUGGAAAAAACAGCGAACAGACACGUAAGGAGCGAAACAACAGAGGCGCGGACGAUAGCUCCGACGAGCAGAACCUGAAACGUCUAGAGUGUUUCCGGAAAAAGGUAGAGGAGCUGGCGAGGAGGAGCUAUCGUAAUCGAUCUGCGUCCCAAGCUCAAAAAGUUUCGACCACGAGUGAUUCUUCCGAUUAAGAGCUCACGUUUACUUAUCAAAAUCCCCGCCUCUCCCUGACGCGCUCUACUUCGAUCUCCCAUUCCCUUUCCAUUUGUACAUAAUGUAAUCUGUGAUUCCUUGAAGUAUAUUUUUAUAACACUAAGUUGAUCGCGCGCGAACAUGCGAUCGAUUCCUUUUUUUUAAAUCAUGUUUUAAAUCUUGCGCGUCUGCCUUUAAUCCCAUCUCUCGUGAAUGUAUCGUGCUUUCCUUCUUACAAUUUUUCGAAAUUUUCUUUAAAAUCCUUUAAUAUAUAUUGUUGGUUAUAUAUUAUCGAUUUCAUUCAUAAAUCAAGUCACUGAUUAGAUAGACGGAAAUUAUAAUGUUGUUUGGUACCAAUCCUACAUCUAUCGUCCCGCGUAAUACCAUUGCGACUGUCAGUGCUUGGUAAUUCUCAACCAGUUUGAUCAUUAUUGUGAGGUGAAUGUUUUGCGGAUCUGGCUAUGUAAAUUGCAUCAUGUAAUCGAGACAGAAAUUAUGAAACAGAAACUGUACUGUAGACGCGAAUUAACACAAUCCGCAUUAAGCAUUCAAGUAUAUGCGGCAACUCGCUAAUGUGUAUUGUUGAUAUGGUUUGUGCGGUGGAAAGUAAUUAAAAGUAAUAAAUUGGUAUACAUUUUUUUCCUAUGUGUUGAACUUUGAAGAAUUAUUGUAACUAUAUUACAUUAUUUAAUCUUGCAUUUAUAUACAUCUUUAUUAACUGAUUACGAAUAAACGAGAAGCAACUGAAAAACGUAAUAACC
Molecule: messenger RNA, 3078 nt
Organism: Trachymyrmex cornetzi
Lineage: Eukaryota; Metazoa; Arthropoda; Insecta; Hymenoptera; Formicidae
Product: DDB1- and CUL4-associated factor 5
Exons: 7
Biological process (GO): negative regulation of fatty acid biosynthetic process
Cellular component (GO): Cul4-RING E3 ubiquitin ligase complex; cytoplasm
Molecular function (GO): protein binding
Source: RefSeq, a predicted model, not a curated record